This is a messenger RNA of Sorex araneus (European shrew), 2178 nucleotides long. It is a transcript of the gene EFNA5, whose product is annotated as ephrin A5. Gene Ontology annotation, molecular function: ephrin receptor binding. Gene Ontology annotation, cellular component: external side of plasma membrane; plasma membrane. The coding region runs from base 1224 to 1910 and encodes 228 amino acids. The record is from RefSeq and is a predicted model, not a curated record. Lineage: Eukaryota; Metazoa; Chordata; Mammalia; Eulipotyphla; Soricidae. Gene Ontology annotation, biological process: regulation of actin cytoskeleton organization; ephrin receptor signaling pathway; regulation of cell-cell adhesion. The transcript is spliced from 5 exons.
GCUCGUGCUGCGGCGGCGGCACUCAAGUUUAUUUUCCCGCCUGGGAGGGAUUUUAGGGUUCGCUCGGCGGCUCGCACCUCGCGUGGCGGGUGCAGCCCGGCGGGGCGAGAGGAGCAGCUGCGGGAGCGCCGGGGAGGUUUUCUGAUGUAGUCAUCGGGGAGGUGCCACCCGCUCGUGCGCGCGCUCCCUUUCUCUCCCCCGGUUCCAACUGAUUGAUGCAUCUCUACAAGUUGCCGGGCUUCGCGCCGGACCGCUCCGAGUGGCGGGGACACUUCUGAGAGCCCGCCCGGGGCUCGAGUAUCGCUCGCCGAAGGCGGCCGGAGGAGGCUGGCCCCGAAGCCUCCGCGCUCGGGACUCGCCGGGAUCGGCGCGAAAGUGAUUGUUUGCCCUCGCGCUCUGCGGCGCCGCGGCGGGGCUGGCUUCGUCGCGCAGGGCUGGGCACCGUCGCUCCGCCCGGCUGGCCGGCCCGUGACCUCCGCUCUCCGUCCGCCCGGGCGCACGCAGACACCCGGCCCCGCGCGGCCCGUGCCAGGACACCUCCCCGCGCCCGCCGCCGCCCGACUGCGCCGGGGGGACCUGCCCGAGAAGCACGCGAGGACCCAAACUUUUCUCUGAGGUUCGCCAGGCGAGGCCGCUCCUCGGCAGCUCCAGGACGCCGGCGGUGGCUCGGGGAUCCCCGCCCUGCCCGGCGCUGCGCCUCCGACUGCCCGGGCUCCUGCAGGGUCGCGGCGGACCGCGCGCCGCCUCCGCGCGCUGCCAAAGUAACUUGGAGCGAAGCGGGGCGCCGACGCGGAGCCGGCCCGGCGGGCCAGUGCAUGUCUCCCCGCGGCCGCGGCGCGCAGCUCCCGGCGACCGUGCAGCGUGCGCCGCCGCCCGCCCCGGCCCCCGCGCAGCCCCUGCUCCCGGGUUGACCCGCCGCCGCACACGCCCGCCGCUCGCCGCCGCUCGCCCCCUCCGGAGCCCUCCGGCGCGGGUGCCACGGGGUCUUCCCGCGCCCCUGCCCGCCGCCCGAUUUCCUUCUCGCUCGCCUCCCCUUCUCCGGCGGGGCGCGCGCCUCUUUCAGGUCUCGCUCCCCUUCCCUUCUCCCCGUGGCGUUUUUUAAUUUAUUCCUAUUUAUUUGGCUCCCGGGCGCGCUCGCCGUCCUCCCCUCCCUCCCUCCCUCCCCCGGAUCCCGGCUCUCUCCCGGAGCGGCGCGUCGGGGGCUCCGCCGCUGGCCGGGCGUGAUGCUGCACGUGGAGAUGUUGACGCUGGUGUUUCUGCUGCUCUGGAUGUGCGUGUGCAGCCAGGACCCGGGCUCCAAGGCCGUCGCCGACCGCUACGCCGUCUACUGGAACAGCAGCAACCCCAGGUUUCAGAGGGGUGACUACCACAUCGACGUGUGUAUCAAUGACUAUCUAGACGUUUUCUGCCCUCACUACGAGGACUCAGUCCCGGAGGAUAAGACCGAGCGCUACGUCCUCUACAUGGUGAACUACGAUGGCUACAGUGCUUGCGACCACACUUCCAAGGGCUUCAAGAGAUGGGAAUGUAACCGACCUCACUCUCCAAAUGGACCACUGAAGUUCUCGGAGAAAUUCCAGCUCUUCACACCCUUUUCUCUAGGAUUUGAAUUCAGGCCAGGCCGGGAAUAUUUCUACAUCUCAUCUGCAAUCCCAGAUAAUGGAAGAAGGUCCUGUCUAAAGCUCAGAGUCUUUGUGAGACCCACAAAUAGCUGUAUGAAAACUAUAGGUGUUCAUGAUCGUGUUUUCGAUGUUAACGACAAAGUAGAAAAUUCAUUAGAACCAGCAGAUGACACUGUCCAUGAGUCAGCCGAGCCGUCCCGCGGCGAGAAUGCGGCACAGACACCAAGAAUACCCAGCCGCCUUUUGGCAAUCCUACUGUUCCUCCUGGCGCUGCUUUUGACAUUAUAGCACAGCCGCCUCCUGUCACCUGUCACAGAAAACAGCAGGGUCUUGGAACACCAGAGAUCCACCUAACUGCUCAUCCUAAGAAGGGACUUGUUGUUGGUUUUUCCUUUCCUUUUUUGGUGGAUGUCAGAUUUUUUAUUUGUUUGAUUUCUUUCUUUCAGCCCGAAUUCUAAGCAACAACUUGGGGUGGCGCAGGUGCGGGGGGCUCACCCAGUUGCUGCCUCCCUUACCCCACCCGCCCCAAGCCCUUCCCCGUGACCUCUCUCACCCC